CACAGUCACUAAUAUUCCCAUAUUUUCUCUCCCCUCACUCUCUCUCUCUCCUCUCGCCGUCGCCGUCGCCGGAGUACAAUGAUUCAUCUUCUCCGGCAUCUAUUUCUUACACUAUUACUCAUCAUCUCCUUCCAUGGCCAAACUUCUCAUCAACAAUCAGACCCAGAAAUCAACUCCAUUGAUCUUUCCGCAUUGCGUCAAAUCAGAGAAAACCUCAACAGUCUUCCUCCAGGCCCCAAUUUCUUCUCCUCCUGGGAUUUCACCUCGCCGGAUCCAUGUUCAUCCUUCGCCGGCGUAACCUGUUCUUACUUCGCCGGCGGAACCGGAACUACCAAAAGGGUCACCUCUCUCACACUCGGCACCGGCACCGGACUCACCGGAAAUCUCUCCCCAUCUAUCUCCGACCUCGACGAGUUAACUCAGCUAGUCCUCUUCUCCGGCGGUAUCGUAACAGGUCAAAUCCCACCUCAAAUCGGAAAUCUCAAAAACCUUCGAAUUCUCUCACUAAGUCAUAACCGUUUCACCGGAAUCAUCCCCGCCGCCAUUGCCGAUCUUCCAAAUCUCCACACUCUAGAUCUAAGCAACAAUAUCUUAUCCGGUCCGGUUCCUUCAUUUACAGAUAAUAAUCAAUUGAAAGUACUGAUUCUAUCAUCAAACCGUCUAUCCGGUUCAUUACCCGAACCGCUUCCGAAUCAAAUCAUUCAUCUUGAUUUACAAAACAACAGAUUCACGGGUCAGCUUCCAUGGAGUUUGCCGGUCGGAAUACGUUACUUGUCGGUGUCGAAAAACAAAUUGUGGGGUCCACUUGAUAACGGACUUAUUGAAUCGUUAUCAGAGUUAGUGUAUCUCGAUUUAAGCAUGAACCGGUUCAGUGGGUCCAUACCGGUUUCAUUAUUUAAACCUUCUAUAUCAUCAAUGCUAUUACAACGGAACAAUUUUUCUGGAUGGAUCCCUACCAAACCCGUUAAUAAUAACCCGUCUUCAUGGCCCAUAUUAACCCCACCUUCAUCUUACGGUCCCGGAUCCAUUGUCGACCUAAGCCAUAACGCAUUGAGUGGAGAAUUAUCAAACGUGUUGAUCGGGGUGGAGACUCUAUUCCUUAAUAACAAUCGAUUCACGGGUCAUAUCCCCGAGGAAUAUAUAGAUAGCAUGCGACGUAGCAGUACAAGAACAUUGUAUUUACAACAUAAUUAUUUAUCGGGCUUUUCUAGUAGAAAAGACUUAGACUUGCCACUAUCGGUUGCAUUGUGUUUAUCGUAUAAUUGUAUGGUACCGCCUAAAGUUGGGGUCGUGGCCUGUCCAACCAGUGCCGGAGAGGAGCCUUCACGACCCACAACACAAUGCCCGGUGUUCAAUAGUAACGUGGUUGGUUAAUUGGUCGGGUCGGGUCGAGUAAUUGGUGCAUAUCAAAAUGGUCCAGACCACAUCACAUGUAUCUUACAGUAUAGGAGCACGCUCACGCAUGCAAUCAAUUUGGUUAUUAAUUUUUUUGGUUGGGGGUAUAUUGUAAUUUGUAAUUUUGCUUUUGAGUUAUAAAUGCAUGUUUUUUUUUAAUCAA
Molecule: messenger RNA, 1558 nt
Organism: Impatiens glandulifera
Lineage: Eukaryota; Viridiplantae; Streptophyta; Magnoliopsida; Ericales; Balsaminaceae
Product: receptor protein-tyrosine kinase CEPR2
Exons: 1
Coding region: 79-1374 (431 amino acids)
Molecular function (GO): protein binding
Source: RefSeq, a predicted model, not a curated record